GGCGAUGUCGGUCUAUCGGCGAGCUUCCUCGCGGAAACGCGCCAACCACAGAUGAUUAUAGGGAACAUUAUCGUCCAGUUCUUUGGGUGGCUUUUCUUCUUCGCAAGGGUGUGCUCAAGGAUAGUUGUCACCAGAUCUUGGAAAGCCGAGGACUACAUCCUCACUCUGGGCUGGCUUUGCGUCACAGGAUAUAGUGUAUGUCAAUAUGGACAGAUCGCGAACGGCGCCGGACGUCACAUCGCAGCGACCUCCAUGAAUGGCUUCCAGGACCCUAUUCAAUUGCAGCAAUAUGCAUAUGCCGCUCAACUACUUCUCAUAUCUGGGCUCGCUGCUUGCAAACUCAGUAUCUGUCUAAGCUACCUCCGAGUCUUCUACAGCGACGUCCGAGGUCGUCGCCUGAUCCAAAUCCUCGUCGCGGUCAUCUUACUGACAAUCAUCCCCUUCGAGUGUGAAGUCAUUUUUCAAUGCAAGCCAAUCAAUGUCUACUGGACUGAACUCCGCCCUUCUUCGAAAUGCGCAUCGAUCCUCCCCGCCUUAUACGCCCACGGCAGUCUCAACGUCGCAAUUGACAUCUUCCUCAUGGCCAUCGUACUACCCCGCGUCCUCGCCCUGAAACUCCACAAACACCAAAGAUGGGCACUGACUGGCAUUGUGAUGCUCGGCUCACUCGCUGUUGUUGCUGGCAUUGUCCGCAUGGUGCGCGUCGGGACAUCGCUUGCGCGGCCGGAUUUCGAACCAAGCUGGGAUUCGUACGAUGUGUCUAUAUGGACAUCUACUGAGCUAUAUGUUAGCUUAAUAUGCGCAUCUGCACCUGGCGUAAAACCUGUAUUGGUCAAAUUGGUCCCCAAGCUUUUAGGCUCGUCAACGCGAAGUCGCACACGCACUUUCGGGGGACCAUCAAUCGAGAUGGGCUCAAGAUGGAGAAGACCAACAAUUGGAAGCACGAAUAUGAAGAGACCAAAUAGUGCUACUAUGUUGGCGACAAUUGAUGGACCGUACACGGAGUGUGGGCGGGGAUUGGAUGAGGAGAGCUGGUAUGGAAGGAGUUCGAAGACUGGAGAUACAGAUUUAGGUACGAGUGAGAUCCGCCCAGAAAACGGUAUAUGGAAGACGAGCGAGACUUCAGUUCGAUCGUCAACUGUGCGAUGAUUGUGGUGAUGACCAGGGUGAAAAGCAAGUCAGUGGCUCCGUACAUUAUGUAGCAGCAUUAAUGACAGGAAUGAUCUGCAAGAAAUGUGUUCUAGCGAU
Dothidotthia symphoricarpi CBS 119687 is the source of this 1248-nucleotide messenger RNA. RefSeq lists its product as uncharacterized. The transcript has 3 exons. Lineage: Eukaryota; Fungi; Ascomycota; Dothideomycetes; Pleosporales; Dothidotthiaceae. The record is from RefSeq and is a predicted model, not a curated record. Bases 52 to 1149 code for a protein of 365 amino acids.